AUGGUAUUUGGCUACUUUCGCCAAGUCCUAUACAUCUCCCUGCUCUUCACCAAUGCUAUCGCCAUCCUGAAUGAGGAACGCUUCCUCGCGAAGAUCGGCUGGUCGACGCGCUCCGCUCAAGCUGCUAACGCUGGCUUUGGGCAUGCACCCAACGCCUACGACGCUUUCGGCGGAGAGGUCUCCAUCAAAUCCAAACUGGUCAAUCUCAUCAGCGCGACGCGUACCCUCAUGAGAAUACCAUUGAUCGUCUUCAACGUCGUCAUUAUCGUAUACGAAUUGCUAUUGGGAUAG
Molecule: messenger RNA, 291 nt
Organism: Dioszegia hungarica
Lineage: Eukaryota; Fungi; Basidiomycota; Tremellomycetes; Tremellales; Bulleribasidiaceae
Product: ER-to-golgi transport membrane protein
Exons: 4
Coding region: 1-291 (96 amino acids)
Biological process (GO): endoplasmic reticulum to Golgi vesicle-mediated transport
Cellular component (GO): Golgi membrane; COPII-coated ER to Golgi transport vesicle; endoplasmic reticulum membrane
Source: RefSeq, a predicted model, not a curated record